AUUCAAUAGAGGACUUAUUUACACUUCUCUUAUUUUGAUCAGCGACUAAUUUAAAUUUUUAGGGGCCUAGAUGCACCAUUUGAUUUUUGAAUCUCUUGCUUCCCUGAUAUCCAUAGGACUUUUUGACCAUACACAUGAACAAAUCCUCUAGAUUUCAUUUUUUAAAUCUUUUUGGGUGGGGAUAGGGGGUAGGGUUGGGUUACUGCUGAAAGAUAUGGUGGUCUUUGUUGUGGUAUUUUCUGCGCUGUCAAGUCCUUUGGCUUUUGGGCUAAUAUUUAUUGAAACCUUUUGUCUGCGAAAAAAGAAAAGUGCAGAUUGUUUAAACCAUGGUUUAACAUAUGGUUAUCUUUUCAACUCCUUCACUUUACUGCUAUAUUUCAGGACGCCUCACUUUAAAGUCUUUGGACGUCCAUUGUCUCCAGCAUUUAAAGCUGAAAUGCUUGGGCCCUCAGGAAAUUUUGUGUUGAAGGCUUUGAGUUAUACACAACCAUGGACUGUAGCUCAGGAAACCAGGAAGAAGCAGAGAUAUUUGGCAUAGAAGAUUAAUAGACAUUCAACUGAUUAUGACUAUAAUGUGGGGUAAUGUAGUUGACCUUGUGAACUAUGAAUGGGAGGAUGAAGACGGUGAUGAGGAAUCAGAUGAACAGCUUUUGUUAAUCCUUAUAAACAAAACUUGCCUUGAAGAGCUUCUGUAAUCAUAUCUUGCAAAAUAGACUUGCCUUAAUAUCUUGUGUGGUACUGUUAUAUAAAAUAAUCUUGCCUUAUUAUCUUUCUCAUCUGGUAUUCUGGAGAUAAAUGUUCUGGUCUGGC
Molecule: messenger RNA, 810 nt
Organism: Rubroshorea leprosula
Lineage: Eukaryota; Viridiplantae; Streptophyta; Magnoliopsida; Malvales; Dipterocarpaceae
Source: the annotation of a GenBank genome assembly